AUGUAUUGGAGACAUGUUAGAAUUCUUUUUAUGGUGCCUAUGGCCUUGCAAGUCAUUCAUUUUGGAAGAGGCCGUGAAGAAGAAGAGUAUGAACAUGCUGGAGAAAAUGUCAAUGCCACAGCUCAAAAGCAGCAGCCAAAAAAUCAAGACACUAUUGUAAAUGCUCUUAAUGACGUGAAUCAAAGUUAUGAGAGCAGGAAGCAACCGAAUUCUAGGAGUCUUGUGCCUUUCACUGGGAUUACAGACAGUAAAAAGCUGAACAGGCACUGUUGUCAAAAUGGAGGGACCUGUAUCCUAGGCAGUUUCUGUGCAUGUCUAAAACAUUUUACUGGCAGAUACUGUGAGCAUGAUGAACGGAAACGCAACUGUGGCCCUGUUGCCCACGGAGCCUGGAUAAUCAAGGGUUGUCGAUUCUGUCGAUGUGGGUAUGGCAUGCUACACUGCCUUUCAGGAAGAAUGCAAGACAACUGUGAUGUAAAAGAGGAAGAGGAGGAGGAAUUUCCUAGGUUACAUUCCAGUGGCUCAAGAUUAAAACAAACAGCAUUCUCUCUUGUCACCCUAUUCUUCUUCUGCAGCAAGUAUUUAUGA
Molecule: messenger RNA, 588 nt
Organism: Alligator sinensis (Chinese alligator)
Lineage: Eukaryota; Metazoa; Chordata; Crocodylia; Alligatoridae
Product: cryptic protein-like
Exons: 6
Coding region: 1-588 (195 amino acids)
Source: RefSeq, a predicted model, not a curated record